CAAAAAAGGCUUUUUACAUAUUAUAGAAAUAUUUGGAACGGUACGGCUAUUACAAUCCUAAUAGCUUUAAUGGCAAAACAUUAACAGAAUCUGUGAAAAUCUUUCAAAGAACGUUUGGACUUGCAGCUACAGGUGUUGCUGAUGAUGAAACAAAGAAAUUGAUGAACACACCAAGAUGUGGUAUGGUUGAUCAUCAUAUUGCUCCUCUCGAGGACACCAAAUGGAACAAAACAGACCUUACAUAUUAUUAUUACAGUUACACACCUGAUAUGCCAAGGUCAGAUCUUGAAAGAUUGACAAAGAGGGCUUUUCAAUAUUGGUCAGACGAAACACCUUUAACAUUUACAGAAAUAAAAUCAGGUGAUAUAGUAAUUGCUUUCGGAUCAAGAGCACAUAGAGACGAUAGAAAGAAGUGUGUAUACCACUUUCAUGGAAAGGGGACCACGUUGGCUCAUGCAUUUCUUCCACCAGACGGCCGACUUCACUUUAAUGAAGACGAACUGUUUACUGAUAGAUCCACAUCUGGCAUUAACUAUUUAUGGGUAGCCACUCACGAAAUGGGUCACGUAUUAGGAUUAGAGCAUGACACAAAAAACAAAGAUGCUGUGAUGUACCCGUAUUACAAAGCUUACGUGCCCAACAUGAAGUUACAUGCAAAUGAUGUGUAUAGAAUACAAAAACAAUACGGAAAAUCCACAGGUGGUGGUUCAAAUACCAAACCCCCUAAAACUGUACCACCGACGCAUCCAGUGACAAAACCUACUCAAGCAGGAUGUUUUGAUCAAAGUGUUAACUGCGAUGAUUUUAAACAGCGCUGCAACGGUGAUCAAAAAUGGAUUAAUUUUAUGAAAACAAAUUGUAAAAAAACUUGUAACUUCUGUUAAGAAAAUAAAGAAGAGAUGAAAAA
Molecule: messenger RNA, 907 nt
Organism: Hydractinia symbiolongicarpus
Lineage: Eukaryota; Metazoa; Cnidaria; Hydrozoa; Anthoathecata; Hydractiniidae
Product: macrophage metalloelastase-like
Exons: 4
Coding region: 162-884 (240 amino acids)
Biological process (GO): proteolysis; extracellular matrix organization; collagen catabolic process
Cellular component (GO): extracellular matrix
Molecular function (GO): metalloendopeptidase activity; zinc ion binding
Source: RefSeq, a predicted model, not a curated record